This is a messenger RNA of Klebsormidium nitens, 1908 nucleotides long. Lineage: Eukaryota; Viridiplantae; Streptophyta; Klebsormidiophyceae; Klebsormidiales; Klebsormidiaceae. The record is from the annotation of a GenBank genome assembly.
AUGGACGAGGACGCCGACCACGAGGACCGCACGCCCCCGAAGCACCCCGCGAAGCGCCCCGACGUCGCGGAGCGCAUCCGACUCCGGAAGGACAAGGAGACGUCGGUGGUGCAGAUGGGAUGGAGGGCGCUCUGUCGGGACAUGCGUAUCACGGACCGCAUCGAGCAGAUCAUCCCCGAGGUCACCCGCAUCCGGGUCGAGACGUGCCUGCUGCUGAACCUGCACUUCAUCCGUCUGUUGGAAGAGGGCAAGGCCAUUCCCCCCAUCGACCAGAACCUCGUGGGACGGGCGAUGCAGUGCACGUACUCCAAGCGCCCUCCUGCGGACCCGGACCUGCACGAGACCUUCAGGGCUCACUACUUGCCCCUGUGCGUCAACCGCCCCGCCAGCUCCUGCCUCCCCCGCAUCUCUGACAUCCUCCUGGACCAGCGCAACCAGCUGCUGAGCAACGUCAAGAACCACGUGGCCGUCCGCUUCGAGGCCCGACACCGCGCGUUCGUGCGCCUCCUGAUCGAGGAGGCGGCGCAGGAGGUUCCCUUCCUCGCUGCGGCAAAGGAGGACCUGGACUCAUGCACCCGGAUCCUGACGACGGCCACGCUGUGGCGCCCGAACGAGUCCAUCGAGCAGCUCCUCCCCGAGUACCCUCGCCUGUACGGCGUCAUCCCACCCGAGGCGGCCAGGCGGCUGCAGGCCCUGGCGGACGCCAUCCGCCCCCACGUCGGCCCGCUCCCCGCCGCACCGGCGGCCAAGCCGCACCUCUACCUGCCAUGGCUGUCUCGUAUCGCCAGGGAGUUCUCGGACCGCGGGCGCCGCUCCUUCGCGCUCGUGCCCCAAGCCGCUUUCUCGGCCCCCUUCCUGGCGAUCACCCCGACCACGUGGCCGGAGCUGCUCCCGAAGGCCGGCAAGCGGAAGGCCCCGGAGGCUUUGCUGGACGCAUUCCCCGCUAUCGGGCGCUUGACGUCGCUGGGCAAGUCCUUCGCGAACCGCAUCACCACGGAUGGGGUGUCUGCGAGCGAAUACUUCCUGGUAGAGAAGAAAAGGGCUCCGAAGGAGGAGCGGGAGGUCCGGAUCCACCCGAAUCAGCGGGUGGUGGGACUGGAUCCCGGGAAGAGCCCGGACUUCCUGACGGGAGCGACCGUUCGAGGAGACUGGAACGGCACCGACCGACAGAGCGGUGAGCUCCAUCUCGGGACCAGGGAGUUCUACCACCGGGCUGGGUUCAAGAAGCGCACGUUCCUGAUGAGCCGGUGGAUGGCCAGGGACGCGGAUGUGGCUUGGUUCAACGAGAGAGCCCCAUCCGGAGACGGACUGGGCCUGGAGGAGUUCGGCGGGCGAGUGACGGCGGUAACCGGUAGCAUGUACGCGCUCAUCCGCUUCCAUACCGCACGGAGGGUCCGGAAGCUGAGGAGACGAGUGACGGUCCAGAAGCAGCGGGAGGUGGACCGGGUGUGUGCGGAGAUAACGGGAGGGAAGAGGGCCGUGGUGGCUUUCGGUGCGGCUACGGUGGGGAAAGGAGGGGCCAAGGGCCAAUGCGGCCCGUGCGAGGCGGUGAGACGGCGGCUGAGUAGCCAUCAUGGGGCGACGGUGGUGAUGGUGGAGGAAUUCAGGACGAGCCGGAGGUGCAGCACUUGCCUCUCCGGCGUGGGGGGAUUCAUGGUAUCGAGGAGGCGCAGGAUCAUCGAGGAUGGCGUACCCACAGUGAGCAGAGGAGGGGAGGGGAGCUACGAGACGUGCCACAACGUGCGAGCGUGUACGAACCCGCUGUGUCGCAUAGUGUGGAACAGAGACGUCAAUGCAGCCCGUAACAUAGCGUGGAUAUGCGUGUCGAUGGCGAGAGGCGAGAGCAGGCCGGCAGAGUUCACCAGGGCAGGCGUGUGGGGAGGUGCUACUCGAAGGAUCUCACCCUAG